Messenger RNA from Lactuca virosa, 960 nucleotides. The record is from the annotation of a GenBank genome assembly. NCBI's taxonomy places the organism in Eukaryota, Viridiplantae, Streptophyta, Magnoliopsida, Asterales, Asteraceae.
AUGACGGCGAAUGUGAAAUUACAAGAAUUUGGCGAUGGCGCUUUCAACGAUCAACCUGAAAACUACGCCGGACUGAAAUUCCCUCCUCUUUUAACUUCCAUGGCGUUGAAUUACAUGAGCCAAACCAAAAUCCCAGUAAUCAUCCCAUUCGCUUCCCGAUUAACAAGACUCGAUCUUCUUUACGCUCUAUUGACAAUUAUGACAUGGCUUGCAAUUCCCGAAACAAAUACCCUGCACAAGUUUUCAACAAUGAAAACCAUAGGCUUAACUUAUUAUCGAGGCUAUGAAGUGACAGUUGAGAACUUUUUGAGAGUUUUAACAGGUCGCCAUGAAAAUGUUGUUCCAAGAUCCAAACGUCUUUUGAGUGAUGAAGGAAGCCAUAUACUGUUAUACAUGACAGGACAUAGAGGAGAUGAGUUUCUGAAAUUUCAAGACUCUGAUGAACUUCAGAGUCAUGAUUUGGCUGAUGCAGUCAAACAGAUGAAAGAAAAGCAUAGGUUCAAGGAACUGUUGAUUAUGGUAGAUACAUGUCAAGCUGCUACCCUCUUUUCCCAGCUCCAUUCACCUGGUGUUUUGGCUAUUGGGAGUAGCAUGAAAGGGGAAAACUUAUAUUCAUAUCACUUAGAUUCUGAUCUGACUUUCUUUGAGAGGCUCAACAUGUAUGACAAUGCAUCAUUAAUCAGUCUGUUUGGCUCAUUUAAUCCAAAUUUACUGCUGUCAACUGCAUAUUAUCGAACAGAUUUAUACCAACAAGAAUUGGAGAAGCAUGUUAGCAGCUUAUUAUUCUUAAAGCUGAUUGUAUGGAACUACAGAUUAUGGUGCUCUCCUUUAUCACUGUGGAUUUUACAAGGAAUCCUUGAAAUACCUACACUUAUAUCAGGAUUCACAUAUUUUGAAGAAUUUUUUGAAAAUAUUGAAGAGGUGAAAAGUGAUAAAUUGAAGAAAAUAUGGAAAUUUUGA